Musa acuminata AAA Group (dessert banana) is the source of this 1940-nucleotide messenger RNA. RefSeq names its product protein WHAT'S THIS FACTOR 1, chloroplastic. The record is from RefSeq and is a predicted model, not a curated record. Gene Ontology annotation, molecular function: RNA binding. The coding region runs from base 112 to 1659 and encodes 515 amino acids. The transcript has a single exon. NCBI's taxonomy places the organism in Eukaryota, Viridiplantae, Streptophyta, Magnoliopsida, Zingiberales, Musaceae.
UAUCUAUCCAACGAGGGUUUCUGUUGUUCCCAAAACCCUCAUCUUCUCUUCUUCCUACUCUCUCGCUCCAUACUCUUCUCCCUCUUUCCGAUCUCCAUAUCGGGUCCAUCUAUGGAUCCAAGAUUGCUGCUUUCCUCCCAAAGAACAGCGCCUCCCUCCCCCUUUCCCUUCCUCCUCUCCUCCUCAUCUUCCACAAGAAUUCUCGUCUCCUUCCCCCCAAGGUCCGCAUUCUUUGGCUCCAUUCUCGUUGAGGGACUCGGCCGGAGAGUAAAGGAGACACCUUUGCGCUCGACUACUGUGACGGCUGCCGUCAAGCGGCGCAAGGAGGUCCCUUUCGAUUCCGUGAUCGAGCGCGACAAGAAGCUGAAGCUGGUGCUCAAGAUCCGCAACAUCCUCGUGAAGCAGCCCGACCGCAUCAUGAGUCUUCGCGAGCUCGGCCGCUUCCGCCGCGACCUCGGCCUCACCCGGAAGCGCCGCUUCAUCGGGCUCCUCCGCCGCUUCCCGGCCGUGUUCGAGAUCGUCGAGGAGGGCGUCUACUCCUUGCGAUUCCGGCUCACCCCUGAGGCCGAGCGGAUCUACCUAGAGGAGCUGCGCUCCCGGGAGGAGAUGGAGCAGCUGCUUGUUGUGAAGCUGCGGAAGCUCCUGAUGCUGUCGCUCGACCGCCGGAUCCUCCUGGAGAAGAUCGCCCACCUUCGGCACGAUCUCGGGCUGCCGGCCGAGUUCAGGGACACCAUUUGCCAGAGGUACCCGCAGUACUUCCGGGUCGUGCCCACUGACCGAGGCCCGGCGCUCGAGCUCACGCACUGGGAUCCCGAGCUUGCCGUCUCUGCUGCCGAGAUUGCUGAGGAGGAGAACAGAAUCAGGGAAGCUGAGGAGCGCAACCUGAUCAUUGACAGGGCUCCUAGGUUCCGAAGGGUGAACCUGCCCCGAGGUUUGAAUCUCUCGAAGGGAGAGAUGCGGAGGUUGAGCCAGUUCAAGGAAAUGCCCUACAUAUCUCCUUACUCUGAUUUCUCUGGAUUGAGGCCAGGAACAUCUGUGAAGGAGAAGCACGCAUGCGGCGUAGUCCAUGAGAUCUUGAGCUUCACAUUGGAGAAGCGGACUUUGGUCGACCACCUCACCCACUUCAGGGAGGAGUUCAGGUUCUCGCAGCAGCUGAGGGGAAUGCUUAUCAGACACCCUGACAUGUUCUAUGUCUCGCUGAAGGGGGACAGGGACUCCGUGUUCCUUCGCGAGGCUUAUCGUGGUUCGCAGUUAAUUGAGAAGGAUAGGAUGUUGCUUCUCAAGGAGAAGCUGCGGGCGCUUGUCAUGGUUCCACGAUUCCCAGGAGGGGGUGCUCAGAAGUCAGAUGAGACAGAAAAAGCCGAUGGAACAUCAGGAGGCGGAAGCGGCGUCAAAGGUGACGAGGAAUGGUCUGAUGUGGAUGGUCUUUUGUCCGAUGGGUUUGGCAGUGGAUUUGAUGACGAGGAUGACGAAGAUGAUGAUGAUGAUGAAGAGGAUGAUUGGAGCGAAGAAGAGGAUGAAUCUCCUCCUGAUUUUAGUGAUGGUGAAGGUCUGAACUUCAAUGCGAAAAAGCCACAAGCAGUUAAUGGCUUAAUAAAGGUUGAAGAUCAAGUUCUGAUUCCUACACUUCCAGAUGGCCAGCCAAGAGAGAGAUGGUGAACAAUGAAUUUGUUCUUUUUUCUUUGUUUGGGGCUAUUUUUGGGUAAUGACAAUUAUACACACGAUGCCCUUGCCCUUGCUGAUCAUAUACUGUUGCAUCUACUUGCAAACGCAAAUAUUGGUACGCUUAUGAACAAAUCUUCAUGCAUUGUAGUGUCGAGAAUUGAGACAAGAAUUUGAAUGCGUGAUGACAUUUCCUUGUGUCAAAAUAUCUCCGUGCAUUGUUGAAUUUUAUAUCAGUUUUUUAAUGUAAUGACAAUAUACUAGUUUCUACGGAUUUA